GAUGCAUGAUCUUGACAAACCCCUUCCGGAGCUUCUUAAAAUGCUCCAGACUGCAGAGGAGAACCUUACUAAGGGCAAGGGUGCUUCCGUCCUUAUGGUCCAAGGCGGAAAGGGGAAGCCGAAGAAGGGGAUUAAGAUUAAGGCUAGGACGGUCGGAAAGCCUAAAUCGAAGUCCACUUCAUCUGCAACCCAGAAACCCAUAGGAGGAGUUGCAAAGGGAAAAUGUCAUCACUGUGGUAAGGCAGGCCACUGGAGGAGAAACUGCAAGACAUACCUCGCAACCAAGAAGAAGGAAGGUACGACCAUUUCUUCUGAGGUGUAUGUUAUAGAAGUUAACAUGUCUAUAUCUUCAUCUUGGGUACUAGAUACUAGAUGUGGGUCUCAUAUCUGUACUACCAUGCAGGGACUGAAGCAGAGUAGACGGUUAGCUCGAGGCGAGAUUGAACUCCGAGUCGGCAAUGGUGCACCUGUUGCAGCUUUGGCAAUCAGAACUUAUAGUUUAGUCUUGCCUAGUGGUCUAACAAAGAAUGUUUUCUAUGCUAAUGCCAUCAUGACCAAUGGGUUAUAUGUCCUUGACUUGGACAUGCCUGUCUAUAACAUAUCAGCCAAGAGGAACAAACCAAACGGUUUGAACCAAACAUACCUAUGGCAUUGUAGGUUAUGCCAUAUAAACGAGAAAUGCAUAUCCAAGCUACAUCGGUCAGGAAUGCUGGAGUCAUUUGAUCUUGAAUCAUAUGACACAUGUGAAUCUUGUUUAUUGGUUCCAACCAAGGCUGUUGAAGGAACACCAUACCAGCUAUGGACGGGCAAAUGCCCGGUUCUGUCACACUUAAAGAUUUGGGGCUGUGAGGCUUACGUCAAACGUCUUAUGACGAAUGGCAAGCUUGACGCCAAGUCUGAUAAGUGUUUCUUCGUGGGAUACCCCAAGGAAACUCGAGGAUAUUCAUUCUAUCACCCUAUCGAUAAGAAGGUAUUUGUUGCUCGCAAUGGUGUCUUCCUCGAGAAGGAAUUUCUCUCCAACGCAACUAGUGGGAGAAAGAUAGAGCUCGAAGAAAUUCGAGACGACGAAGAAAUUACCGCGCCGGUUCAGGAACAUGAGCUAGAGGAACAAACCGGUGUACCUCAAAAUGCUCAAGAUACACAAGAACCCCGUAAGUCUAACCGGUUACGCACACAACCUGAAAGGAUUGUGUCGGCCAAUGGAGAAAAAAUCUUACCCAAUCAUGUUGACCCUGAAACUAGACUGCAGAGCAGUAUGACGAUAGAGAUUGUUCAAUAGAAUAUAUGAAUCUGAUCCACAAUUAAGUUGGAAAAUAUUAGAGGGAAGGAAUAAUAUCAUCAUGACAUCUUACGACCCAAACAUGGAAAUUGAUUCAUUCUACAUAAAUUCAACUAGUACCCCAAUGACACCGCGCAUUCAAGAUCGAUCGCUCUCAUCUCGAAUAUCAUUUAUCCCUUCCAAACUCUGAGAGAGAAAAGUUAGGGAAAUUUACAAACAAUUGUAACAUUCCAUAAUCAUAUACAAAUAAGUGAUUGAGCAAAGUCGAGAAAUAUCAGAGAUUACAAAGCCAAUUAGCCGAACAUCACAAAAGUGAAGAAUUAAAAUUCAGGAAAUAUGGAAACAAGAUUAUUGUUUAUUAUUUAAAAAAUAAGGAUACAAGACUAAUCAACUCUGAUCCAUCCAAAACAAGAAAAUUACCCAAUAAAAACAGUAAAUGAAUCUGUCAAGG
Cuscuta campestris is the source of this 1730-nucleotide messenger RNA. The record is from the annotation of a GenBank genome assembly. Lineage: Eukaryota; Viridiplantae; Streptophyta; Magnoliopsida; Solanales; Convolvulaceae.